Molecule: messenger RNA, 2349 nt
Organism: Exophiala xenobiotica
Lineage: Eukaryota; Fungi; Ascomycota; Eurotiomycetes; Chaetothyriales; Herpotrichiellaceae
Exons: 2
Coding region: 49-2025 (658 amino acids)
Molecular function (GO): metalloaminopeptidase activity
Source: RefSeq, a predicted model, not a curated record
GUGAUCAGUACCUACACCUCACUCUUUCCACAACUCGGUGUCACCUCGAUGCGCUGGUCAGUCUUCCGUCUGCCUACUCUACUUCGACGCUCGUCGAGCCGAAUCCAGCUCCCAUCGCCCUCACAAUCCGUACGCUCCUUCUCAUUCUCCAGUUCCCUGCGGAGUCUCGACAUGGAAACGGUAGACACCACCAAGCGAUUAGCGCAGUUGCGCGAUCUUAUGCGCCAGCACAAAUUAGACGUCUACAUCGUCCCCUCCGAAGACAGCCAUCAGUCAGAAUACAUAGCACCCUGCGACGCAAGAAGAGAAUACAUAUGUGGGUUUACAGGCUCGGCGGGCACGGCCGUGAUCACACUCGAAAAGGCUGCACUAGCUACAGACGGAAGAUACUUCAAUCAGGCCUCGAAACAGCUUGACAGCAAUUGGUUACUGCUGAAGCAGGGUAUGGAGGACGUGCCGACGUGGCAGGAAUGGACCACCGAGCAGGCCGAAGGCGGUAAGACAGUCGGAGUCGACCCCACUGUCAUUACUGCAUCAGAUGCUCGCAAACUAAGCGAGACGCUCAAGAAGAAAUCGCAUGCUACUUUGGUCGGCGUGCCAGAAAACCUUGUCGACAAGAUAUGGAAAGACAGACCAUUGAGGCCAACCGAGAAGGUCAUUGUUCUGAAUGAAAAGUACGCAGGAAAAUCAUACAAGGAGAAACUUGAUGAUCUGCGCAAGGACCUGAAGAAAAAAAAGGCCGCCGGAAUGGUAGUGUCCAUGCUCGAUGAAGUGGCAUGGCUCUUCAACCUACGGGGGAGUGAUAUCCCUUAUAACCCUGUAUUCUUCUCUUAUGCCGCCGUCACUCCGAAUUCGGCUACUCUUUAUGUUGAUUCCAGCAAGCUCGGACCGGAAGUCAAAGAGUAUCUGGGUACCACAGUCGAAAUCAAACCAUACGACGCUCUUUUCUCCGACCUCACGGACAUAGCUGAGACAGCUGCCAAUGAAGUGCAGCAAAAUGGAACUACGAAGUCACAUGAGCCCAAGCUAUUGCUGUCCAACAAGUCUUCCUGGGCGUUGAACCUGGGCCUGGGUGGUGACGACAAGGUCGAAGAAGCUCGGAGCCCAAUUGCUGACGCAAAAGCUAUCAAGAACGACAACGAGCUCGAGGGGAUGCGACAAUGCCACAUCCGAGAUGGUGCGGCUUUGAUCAAAUACUUUGCUUGGUUGGAGCAUGAAUUGUUGAACGGCUCUUGGAUAGAUGAAGUUCAGGGAGCAGACAAACUGGAGGAGAUUCGGUCGAAAGGCGAGCAUUUUAUGGGAUUGUCCUUUGACACUAUCUCGUCGACCGGUCCAAAUGCUGCAGUGAUCCAUUACAAACCCGAACCCGGCAAUUGCUCUGUGAUCGACCCUAAAGCUAUCUACCUCUGCGAUUCUGGCGCGCAAUAUCUGGACGGCACUACCGACACGACGCGAACGCUACAUUUCGGCGAGCCCUCUGAGAUGGAGAUCAAGGCUUAUACUCUGGUUUUGAAAGGUGUCAUUGCGCUCGAUAGGGCUGUUUUCCCGAAAGGCACGACUGGUUUUGCAAUCGAUGCAUUUGCUCGACAACAUCUGUGGCGAGAAGGCCUCGACUACAGACAUGGUACUGGUCAUGGCGUGGGCUCAUUUCUCAAUGUCCAUGAAGGCCCUAUCGGCAUCGGUACCCGUGCGGCAUAUUCCGAAGUCUCCUUGAGUAUUGGCAAUGUCAUCUCUGAUGAACCGGGGUACUACGAGGACGGCAAUUUUGGUAUUCGGAUUGAGAAUAUGAUCAUGGCGAAGGAAGCGCGAACAAACCACAAAUUCGGUGAUAAACCAUGGAUUGCUUUUGAGCAUGUCACCAUGGUGCCGAUGUGCAGAAAGUUGAUCGACCCAACGCUACUGGCUACGGAAGAGCGCGACUGGCUGAACCACUAUCACAAGGAGGUGUGGGAGAAGACCAACGGCUUCUUCAAGAACGACGAGCGGACAACGAGGUGGCUGAGAAGAGAAACUGCGUCGAUUUGAAGAGGGCAUGAUGAUGCAGCAAACGUGCGUUCAGUCAUAACAGCGCCACCAGGUCACCAAGCUCAGAAACAGGGACUGGUUAUGGUCAAGCUAAAUUGCUUGACAGGUUGCGCAGAGAUAUACGAAAGUAUAUCUGACAAUCCCUUCUACGAUAAGGAAUGGUCCAGAUUCAUUUACAGUUUCUCCGGCUCUGGUGGCCCGGAAAUGUAUUACUAAAUAAUCAGUGUCCUGCAGGGGUGACCAAGGCGCACACUCGUAGCAUUCGUCGCAAUAGCGGAGCGCCUUCUAGAAGAUAGAAUACAUGCCAUUGAUGAUGCCUUAGGU